AUGGGCACCAUUCGGCCUCUCGUUCUCGCUCUGCCUUUUCUACUUGGCAUUAUGCUCAUUCUAGCACCUAUUUCAAUGGUCACUGCGUCGCCUAGUGCAUUUCCUAUACCAUUCAGAAAUGCUGACUAUGGAGCGCGUCUUAUGCCGGUUGGACAUGCCACCCGAUAUGCCAAUUUGCAGAGGUCUCAUAGGCAUAAUACUACGAACCAUACGGAGGUGUCGACGUUGAAACAUCAUGCCGGACAUCUUGUGAAAUCAAACUCCACACACGACCGAAUUCCGCACUCGUCCUACCAUAAAUUCCAUCACUCGUUCCGACGACAAGUAUCUGAUCUGGACGAGUUAAUGACGGCAUUCACCGCUAAGCAUGAUAAUGCGAUGUCCGAUUCUCAGGAGCUUCAGACUAUGGCAUCACAAUCGGCGUCACGAAACGAGAAUGAUCAGGAUUUCCAUCAGAAUGCCGCCGCCAGGUUUUCCUCCUUCCAGUCCAACUCUCAGGGUUUCUUAGCGAUAUUGUCGCAACUUGCGGCGGACAAAGGAUUGGCCAACUACGACAAGAACGAUCAGUUGGAGACACUGUUGAAAGAUUUCGUCAACGCAAGUAAAAACGCGGUCGGAGCUGUCUACGUUAUGAUUAAGAAUGAUCCGACUCUGGGCCCCAUCCUUGGUCCGAUUGUGUACGAGCUAAAGUGCCUUAUUGACGAAACGCUCGAUGCCACCGAAAACUUGACGGAUGGGAUGUUGAAUGCAUUGAAUCCGGAAAUGCGUGAACUUGUAGGAUUAGCAAAUUCGUUGUUGUGUCUACCCCAGAUAAAGGUUCUAGGAUUGUGCCUAUGA
Messenger RNA from Fomitiporia mediterranea MF3/22, 837 nucleotides. RefSeq lists its product as uncharacterized. Lineage: Eukaryota; Fungi; Basidiomycota; Agaricomycetes; Hymenochaetales; Hymenochaetaceae. The record is from RefSeq and is a predicted model, not a curated record. The transcript has 3 exons. Bases 1 to 837 code for a protein of 278 amino acids.